CUGAUCAAGGAUACACCAUCUCCGAUCGAUCUGUUGUUAGGCUCGGAUAUCCUCGGACAGGUUUUAGAUGGGACUAAAGUCUCAUUGGGGCCCGGCAGGCCAAUAGCCUUCGGCACGAUAUUUGAUUUUACAUUGUUAGGACCCAUACACGAUUUGUAUACUGCUCCCGUAAGCAAAACUGAAUCGGCUCACAUUGUCAGCGCACAACCAGAACUCGAGGUAUCUACACAUGACAUUCGCAAGAGCCUUGAGAAGUUCUGGGAAUCUGAAGAGCCCCAACUUCAUGUUGAAACUACCUGUGAAGAAAUAUUCCGCACUACCACUACUCGUAAACCCUCAGGUCAAUAUACGGUAACUUUACCCUUUUUACAUAAUAUGCCCGAGUUAGGAAGUACCCAUGCCAUAGCAUUGCGUAGGUUUCUUAAUCUUGAAAAGAAGUUACAAGCUGACCCAUAUCUCCGUGUGAAAUACAUUGAUUUCAUGGCAGAUUAUCAGAAGCUGGGUCACAUGUCCCCAUGCCACCCGAGUACUUUUGCUCAUAAGCCUCACUUCUAUAUCCCUCAUCAUGGUAUCUUCAAGUCGGGAUCAGACAAGCUACGCACUGUUUUUGAUGGUAGCUGUAAAAGCUCAAAUGGUGUCAGCCUAAAUGACUGUUUACACACUGGUCCAGCUCUUCAACAGGACAUUGUCGAUAUUAUCUUGUCGUUUAGAACUCAUCCCGUAGUUUUCAGCACUGACAUUUGUAUGAUGUUCAGAAACAUACUCAUACAUCCCGAUCAGAGGCGUUACCAGCUCAUUCUCUGGCGCUCUUCGCCAGAUCAGCCCCUGCUUACAUAUGCCUUAAACACUGUUACAUACGGGUUACGAUCAAGCCCAUAUCAUGCUAUACGCACUUUAAUCCAAUUAGCGGAUGAUGAGGGUCAUCGCUAUCCUGCAGCUGCUCAAGUCCUGCGCAAGUCCAUGUUCGUCGAUGAUAUUCUCACUGGUCACGAUUCUGUAGUGGGGGCUCAGGCUCUCCAAAACGACUUGAUUAACUUACUAGCCUUGGGUGGUUUUCAGCUCAGUAAAUGGGCCUCAAACUGCCCUCAGCUUCUUGAAAGAUUUCCCGAUGAUCAGUGUGACAUGCCCAAGGACUUUGACAUUAGCCCAGACUCCAACUCCAUAAAAGUAUUAGGUAUACAGUGGAUUCCUCAAUUGGAUGAGUUAACUUAUCGUAUUUCUCUCCCCUCAAUAAAACAAAUUACCAAACGCUCAAUCCUCAGCACAGUCGCCUCUCUUUAUGACCCUAACGGUUGGGUUACUCCUGUUAUCUUCCGCGCAAAGCUUCUCCUACAGAAGCUGUGGCUUCUAAAGUUAGAAUGGGACGAACACACCCCUGUUGAAGUGCAGACAGAAUGGAACCGCAUAUCACAGGAUCUGCCCCAAUUGUCAACCCUUCGUUUGCCUCGCCUUAUUUGUACAAACAAACUUAAGUCUACUUACUCGCUUCACGGGUUCGCAGACGCCUCAGAGGCAGGUUUUGCUGCCGUUAUUUAUCUCCAUGAACUCGAUGAGCACAGAUGUGUCAACGUAUACCUCGUAAUUGCUAAAUCACGAGUCGCACCCGUUAAAAAUCGUCUUACCAUCCCCAAGAUGGAGUUAUCUGCUGCAAGUCUCUUAACACAGCUUAUGAUACGUGUCUCGACUCAAUUGUUGUCCCAUAUUACUAUAAAGCAACACAUAUGCUGGUCAGACAGUACCAUUGUCCUAGCAUGGCUAAAGACACCUCCUCAUAGACUUCAGGUCUUUGAAGCUAACAAGGUUGCCAAGAUAACAUCCAAUCCAAUCACCUCCACAUGGAAACAUGUUCCUACAAACCUGAACCCUGCAGACUGUGCAAGCAGGGGAAUGUCUGCCCAGUCACUAUCAGCUCAUGAUCUUUGGUAG
Molecule: messenger RNA, 1926 nt
Organism: Bombyx mandarina (wild silkworm)
Lineage: Eukaryota; Metazoa; Arthropoda; Insecta; Lepidoptera; Bombycidae
Biological process (GO): DNA integration
Molecular function (GO): nucleic acid binding
Source: RefSeq, a predicted model, not a curated record